Messenger RNA from Protopterus annectens (West African lungfish), 1515 nucleotides. Its product is annotated as adhesion G protein-coupled receptor F5-like. Gene Ontology annotation, biological process: cell surface receptor signaling pathway; G protein-coupled receptor signaling pathway. Gene Ontology annotation, molecular function: G protein-coupled receptor activity. The coding region runs from base 1 to 1515 and encodes 504 amino acids. NCBI's taxonomy places the organism in Eukaryota, Metazoa, Chordata, Ceratodontiformes, Protopteridae. The record is from RefSeq and is a predicted model, not a curated record. Gene Ontology annotation, cellular component: membrane. The transcript has 3 exons.
AUGGCUGGAUUUAGUGCUCAGUUUAUGCCAAACAGACUAGAUUCAGCAGAUCUGAAUCUAGAUUUCAUUACAGUUGUAAAUUCAGUUGUUGAAGAUAGUUCUGUUGAGUCUUGGACUGCCUUAAAUGCAGAAGGAAACUACAGUUCUCAGCUGUUAAUGGCAAUGGAAACAUUUAGUAGCAAGCUUUCACAAAAUGGUGCAUCAUUCAAUGCCACAAGCAACAGCAUUAAUUUGCAGUCUGUUAAAAUGAGCUCUGCUUCAGUUCAUGAGGAUUACACAAUGACCUUUCAUAGUCCAAACGUCACUGGGAAACUGUUAAUCCCUGAGGGCACACUGAAAAUGCUGUCAAAUGACACCCAGAUUGUUAGCACAGUCAGCUCAACUCUUGGAAAGGUCUUACCACUGAAAUUUCAAGAGAAUUCUAGAAGUUCUUCAGACUAUAUACAAACUGAUCUUGUUAUCACAGCAAUAUCUUUAGGCAGUGCCAUAAACAACUUGCAACUUAUCUUCCAAGGACCAGAUUAUUCAACACUGCCACCGCUCUGCGUAUUCUGGGACUUCACUCUUAAUAAUCAUCAGGGUGGAUGGAAUGAUUUUGGCUGUUACAGUGAAAUAUCUGGAAGCAAUACAGUGUGCACAUGUGAACAUUUAACAUCCUUUUCAAUGCUAAUGUCUACCGUGCCUGUUAAUUAUAAAACAUUGGAUUACUUAACAUGUGCUGGUCUUGGUGUUUCAAUUGGAAGUCUUGUGCUCUGCCUUCUUACAGAGAAAAUGGUAUGGAAGCUGGUGACUAAGAAUAAGACAUCAUAUAUGCGACAUCUUUCCAUUGUGCACAUAGCAUUUUCUCUAUUGAUUGCUGAUAUGUGCUUUGUUGCAUCCACAGUUACAAAACCUCAGACUAAAACAUGCAUCUCUUUAGUAUUUUUGAUUCAUUUAUUUUACCUGUCAAUGUUUUUUUGGAUGUUGACCCUGGGCCUCAUUAUCUUCUACCGUCUUGUCUUUAUCUACCAUGACAUGAAAAUCUCUGUCAUGAAAAACACAGCAUACGUUAUUGGAUAUGGCAUUCCUUUGGUAAUAGCAAUACUUACGGUGAUCGUCACAUAUCCUAAAAAUACCUACACUAGAAAAAAUGCCUGCUGGCUGAAUUGGGAUGAAAGUAAAGCUCUGCUAGCAUUUAUUGUGCCUGUUUUGCUUAUUGUAAACAUUAACUUGUUCACUGUGAUUGUGGUAUUGAGCAAAUUGCUAAGACCUUCUGUGGGAGAUGCAAACAAACAUGCGGAAAAACACACCAUGGUCCAGAUUGCUAAGAGUGUUGCUAUUCUCACACCUUUUCUAGGUCUGACAUGGGGAUUUGGAAUCUCUAUGGUAGUGGGAAACAGCAGUUACUCAAUUAACUUGAUAUUUACAGCUCUUAACUCAUUCCAGGUCUGUUAUGUCCUGAAAGGAUUUAAAUUCCCUAUCAAUAAUUCUAGUAAUCUGCCCAACAUUAGCACUAUAUUCUGUGAUAAACAAUAG